AUGACACAAGCUUCCUUGCCUGAGGAGACUUUUGAAAGCACAGUAUCAGCAUCUACCAUUAAGAGCCAAACUACUUCGCUUUCUACCGCAGAACUAGCCAUGGAAAGUCCCCCUAGAGCAAUGCCUGAGCUCGUACGACGAGGGAGUCUGUUGACCUCAACCACGACCCCUUUGCAAAGUACUGCCACCCAAAAACAUGCAAAUCCUUCAGAACUCGAGCCCAACCAACAGCAGGAUAACAGUCCUAGCAAUAUUCUGUUAGCAAAGUUGGUCGCCACGCUAUCAAGAGAGAAGCUGACCACUGUUUCCCAAUAUGCAAUUAUCAUUACGAUGGUCUGCAACGUUAUCCUGUUUCUCUACAAGCUGGUGCAUGGGGCUAUGUGGUUGCACGAAAAGUCUCUCAAAAAACCCGAAUCUAACGCACAACAAAAUUCCCCAGCGGAUGUUGCGCUCGUGAGACGCCCAGCAGCAUCAGAGGGUCAAAGCACGGAGGAUGGACUGAUAUCAGCCACGGCUGAUUUGAAAUCGGCGGCGGCUGACUUGAAAUUGGUGGCGGCUGGCUUGAGAUCGGCGAGCGAAGCUUCUCAAGAUAAUCAAGGGAAUUCAGUAACGAGUGGUCAAGUUGCAACCGGGCGGCCUUCUUGA
This is a messenger RNA of Glarea lozoyensis ATCC 20868, 645 nucleotides long. RefSeq lists its product as uncharacterized. The coding region runs from base 1 to 645 and encodes 214 amino acids. Lineage: Eukaryota; Fungi; Ascomycota; Leotiomycetes; Helotiales; Helotiaceae. The record is from RefSeq and is a predicted model, not a curated record. The transcript has a single exon.